Molecule: messenger RNA, 891 nt
Organism: Cetraspora pellucida
Lineage: Eukaryota; Fungi; Glomeromycota; Glomeromycetes; Diversisporales; Gigasporaceae
Source: the annotation of a GenBank genome assembly
AUGGACGAGCAAUUGAUGCGAAAAACUUCCCCUGUAAAGACAACUUAUGAUGACCUAUCAUCUAUAAAUCUUGACUCUCAAUUAGAGACUGAAUCCCAACAAUCAACUUUUCGCUGUGCUUCCGAUCCAUUGGACGGAGUCGACCAAGCUUCUCCUAUUGAUAAUGUUAUUGUGCCUACCUUGCCAACGAUUGUUGAAGCACUGCCCUUAUGCUCGGAAAUUAAACAGAUUAGCACUAAAUUAUGGGAAAGCAGCGAAGCUGGUGAUAAACAUUGGACACUUGAUCCAGCAAUAAGACGUCAAUUGGACUUGAAAUUCAUUAAACUUAGACAACUAAAUCGAAAACUAUAUCUGGAUAAACAAUAUAUUAAAAAUGAAACUCACUGUGCAAAAGUGCAAAUGGAUCGUGCACAUAUGAAAUUACAAGAUGUUAUGUUUCAGAAACGUUUGUUAAAAAAUAUGCUUAGCAGAGUUCCACGUAGAUUCAAAUUUGAAGAUAUUUCAUUAAUACCAGUUGAUGAAUUCAUUAAAACUGCUCCAGAACAAUAUCUCCCCGUUCUGUCUGAAGAUGAUGAUACUAAACAAUGUAAUCACCAAUUAUUACUGGCUCAAUUACGAUACGAACUCGAUGAACGUACAAGAUUGAAUGAUAAUUAUCUUGAAAAAUUGAAAAGAAAAGAGGAUGCUCUUCGAAGACUAAGAGGAAAAUCAAAAUUAUAUCGUGAAGUUAAUAAAAUAAUGUCUGAUUCGUUUAGUGCGAUUAAAUCUCUUCAACAAGUUAACUCAUCUUUAGUAGCCUCUGCUUGUAUAGCGUCAUCUUCCGAAAUUUCGACAUCCUUAGCUAGCCAAUCUUCGAUUGAACAUUCAAACUCCAUGAUUAUCGAUAAUUGA